Molecule: messenger RNA, 465 nt
Organism: Oxyura jamaicensis (ruddy duck)
Lineage: Eukaryota; Metazoa; Chordata; Aves; Anseriformes; Anatidae
Gene: AP2S1
Product: adaptor related protein complex 2 subunit sigma 1
Exons: 2
Biological process (GO): vesicle-mediated transport; protein transport
Cellular component (GO): intracellular membrane-bounded organelle
Source: RefSeq, a predicted model, not a curated record
CACGGGCUCCAUCCCCCCCCCCCCUCACCCCCUUAUCGCAGCCCCGAGGGCGGCCGGAUCCUGCCCCCUGUCCUUCCCCCCCCCCCGCAGGUCCUCAAUGAGUAUUUCCACAACGUCUGCGAGCUCGACCUGGUCUUCAACUUCUACAAGGUCUACACGGUGGUGGACGAGAUGUUCCUGGCCGGCGAGAUCCGGGAGACCAGCCAGACCAAGGUGCUCAAGCAGCUCUUGAUGCUGCAGUCGUUGGAGUGAGCGCCCCCCCGCCCCCCCUCUGGCCUUCCUCCUCCUCCUCCUCUGAGGGCCGGAGCCGGGGGGCCGCGGGGGAGGGGGGGCUGCGGGCUUCCCGCUGUGCGAAUGGAACGGGGAGGCCCCCCCCACCCCACCCCCCCGCACCGUGCCCCCAUCCCCCCGCCCCACGAGGGACCAGCCCCUGCCGUCGUCUUGUGAAUAAACGUGGCUGUGACG